AUGGCACCCACCAACAAAGCUGCGUACCUAGAAGGUGCCAAAAAACGACCGCUUGUGGUUCGCGAUGCACCAUAUACAAGCCCCGGACCAGACCAAAUAGUCAUCAAGAAUUCCGCCGUCGCUCUGAACCCACUCGAGGCCUUGAAGCAGGCCCUGGGGAAUCUGCUGUACGGACAUGUCAAGUACCCCUUUGUGAUGGGGUCUGAUGUUGCUGGUAUCGUGGUUGAGGUCGGCCCCAACGUGACGCGCCUCAAAGUCGGCGAUAGGGUGAUCGGGCACGCCCUUGGCAUGGAGAAGCAUCACAACCAGUCGUCAAUGUGUGGAUUCCAAAUGUACACGGCUGUAGUAUUACCGUUGGGGCUGUCGACCGCCGCCUGCGGAUUGUUUCAGAAGGACCAACUUGGUCUGAGACAUCCCAUGGUCGACCAGGCUGCUCUUGGCGGGUCUGGAAGCGACGUCCCCAGCAAGAAGGAGGUUUUGGUGGUCUGGGGCGGUUCGACCAGCGUCGGAUGCAACGCGAUACAGCUCGCAAAAGCAGCAGGCUACGAUGUGGUCACGACCUGCUCGCCACGAAACUUUGACCUAGUAAAGUCGCUCGGCGCCACGGCGGCCUACGACUAUCGGAGCAAAACGGCCGUCGAGGACAUUGUGCAGCACCACUGCCGCGACAGGACGGUCGCGGGCGCCAUGUCCAUCGGCGACGGGGGUGCCGAGGCCUGCGUUGAGAUCCUCGGCCGCAGUCAAGGCAACCGCUUCCUCUCAAUGGUUAGCUACCCGAACCCGCCCGACGUCGACGCCGGGAUUCCUUCUCGGAUCGUCUUCAUGACGCGUUGGAUGGCGUCCAUGACCGUCAAGGCUUGGACGAGGGGAGUCAAGUCAAAAUUUGUAUGGGGAGCCACGCUAGAGCAGAACGAGGUUGGUAAGAUGAUCUAUGAGGACUUCUUGCCCUUGGCCCUCGAGCGUGGCGUGGUUGUGCCUGCGCCGGCUCCGGAGAUGAUUGGGGAUAAUUUGAAGUCAAUCCAGGACGGGCUUGAUAGGUUGAAAUCUGGAAAAGUAUCGGGGAGCAAGCUAGUCAUACAGUUAGACACCGAGAAUUAG
This is a messenger RNA of Pyricularia oryzae 70-15, 1098 nucleotides long. RefSeq names its product zinc-binding oxidoreductase CipB. NCBI's taxonomy places the organism in Eukaryota, Fungi, Ascomycota, Sordariomycetes, Magnaporthales, Pyriculariaceae. Gene Ontology annotation, molecular function: oxidoreductase activity, acting on NAD(P)H. The transcript is spliced from 4 exons. The coding region runs from base 1 to 1098 and encodes 365 amino acids. The record is from RefSeq and is a predicted model, not a curated record.